UUUGCUUUUUUAGUUGAUGGGCAUGUAAGAAUUGACAACCUUAAAAAGCCGUUAAACGGCAAUAGCCAGCUAAAGUUUCAACAUAUUUUUUUUAUUUUUUCUUCAUAUCUAUUAUCUACCUAAUUUUUUUUUUUUUUUUUUAACAUUUGAUAAUUUAAGAGGACAAAAGUAUUAACAGAUUCUUCAAUGAAAGCGAGAAGAAGAAGAAGAAGACAAAAGAAUUGAUUAGAUCAGGUUAGCAAACUCGCAAAGAAUUGAAAAUCUGAUAAAUAAGAAAAUUUCUAGAAAUGACAACAGAGACCAGAUCCAAUUUAGUUAAGGUCAAGACCAGCGGUCAAGAUGGCUCUUCAAAGGGCAAGUUUGAUGCUGCUAUGAAUAGGAAGAAGAUUGAAAGCUCCAGCAAACAGGCUCCUGUUGAUUCGAAGCAGAAAUCUGUGUCAACUGUCAUAACAAAGACACAGGUAAAAUCGAAAGCAAGUUCAAGUUCAUCGAAAACCACCGCAACCACAAAAACUAAAGUUAGGGAGAAGAAGGUUUAUACUCUGCCCGGACAGAAACAUGACCCUCCUGAAGAGAGAGAGCCGUUACGAAUAUUUUAUGAGUCUUUGUCGAAACAGAUACCAACAAGUGAAAUGGCAGAAUUUUGGAUGAUGGAACAUGGCUUGUUGUCCCCUGAAAAAGCCAGAAAAGCAUAUGAGAAGAAGCAGAGAAGGCUGAAGGAACUCCGGACUGGCACUCCAAUUAAAUCUUCAAAACCAAGCAGCAAACCUGAGAGUUCACAGAAGCACCAGCUGGCAUCAAAGAAUGGAGAUGUAAAAGCCAAGAAAAGAAUCAACAAUGAUAUUGAUGAUGAUGACGACUACUUGAUUUUAAGUCCCAAGAGAAGGAAAGGGUAAGAGAAAAAAGCUCCCCCAGUGUUUGUAGUGCUGUAUUUAUAGGAAUCACUUUAUUUAAAUUCCUUUCACAAUUUACUGCAAAAAGGCUGGCAUUGUGAAAACACUAAAAAUAAUAUAUUAAGACAUUCUUUAUAUUUUCAAACUUAUGGAAAUUAUAAGCAAGGACCAGUUCGUGACA
Messenger RNA from Theobroma cacao (cacao), 1074 nucleotides. RefSeq lists its product as uncharacterized. The record is from RefSeq and is a predicted model, not a curated record. Lineage: Eukaryota; Viridiplantae; Streptophyta; Magnoliopsida; Malvales; Malvaceae.